Messenger RNA from Cornus florida, 1278 nucleotides. RefSeq names its product putative F-box protein At5g66830. The transcript has a single exon. Lineage: Eukaryota; Viridiplantae; Streptophyta; Magnoliopsida; Cornales; Cornaceae. The coding region runs from base 1 to 1278 and encodes 425 amino acids. The record is from RefSeq and is a predicted model, not a curated record. Gene Ontology annotation, molecular function: protein binding.
AUGGCUAAUAAUAAUAGUAAAAAGAAUUAUUAUAGUUGUUGGUCCGACCUUCUUCCCCAAGAGAUGCUGGAGUUGAUCAUGGCACGUGUGGCCACAACUAUGGAUCUUCUACGUUGUCGCAGUGUAUGCCAUUCAUGGAGAUCUGCUGCAGUGAGGUUCAUCAAUAACAAUGGAGUAGCAAAAAGUAGUACUUUUACUCCAUUACUACUCCUUUACAGUAAUAAGAACUUGUAUGAUGAUGAUAGCAAACUAUUGUGUCUUGGUAGAAACACCACCAUGGAGUAUAGGUUCCGUAGACCCAAGAUGAGGAGGUUGCCUUACAAGGACAAUGGUCCUGAAAAAUUUACAGAAGGCCGUAUUGAAUUUACAAAAGCCAUGGAGAGUGUCUGGAGGAGAGACGACUCCGUCAUCGAUGAGGAGGCCGAGGCAGUCAACAGUGGUAGCGGUGUUGCUAUUCCCAGAAGGACCACGUAUGUUGCUCCCCAUCGUGGAUGGCUACUACUCUAUUCCUCACGUGAGACUGCGCUAUAUCUCUUCAAUCCCUUCUCAAGAAUGGUUGUCCAACUUCCACCCCCGCCACCACGACCAAUUUUCUAUGAUCCAACCAAACUAAACUUCAUCUCAUCAUCCAUUCUUACUGAUCCCACUUGCAUGCUCUACGUAUACACCACAAACUCGCACAUAAACUUACGGGAGAUCACUAUGUAUAGAUUUAGUGACAAGGAAUGGACGCCUGUUUUCACUAGAAACUACAUUUGCUGUUCCAUGAUAUUCUAUCAGGGUAACUUCUACUCAGUUGAUUGGUUUGGUGUGCUUCGACGAUGCUUGUUCGAUAAAUCUUAUUCUAAUUACAAGGAAGAGGAGGUAUGCAAUGUUACUAGUACUAACAACCCAUUCAGGUACUUAGUGGAGUCGUGGUUCGGUGAAUUGUUGAUGGUUGUGAGAAAUCAUGAUUUUUACCGAGAUUCUAAUGGCAAAUCGAAAAGAAGAACCAAGUCCUUUGAGAUUUUUAAGUUAAACUGGAGCAACGGUAAAUGGGAAAAGGUGAGAAACUUCGGUGAUCAAGCUCUAUUUUUGGCCCGUAAUGAUUCAAAAUUUAUCUCUGUUAGAAACAAUCCUGAUUAUAAACCGAACUCGAUCUAUUUCAUUGAAGAUGCUAACUCAUGGAAUGAAGAUUUUGGAGUGUAUAAUUUGGAAAACAGUGAGAUUGAACCAUUAAAUUUAUCUCACGAACAGAUGCAGUAUUCGUAUUAUCGAUGGUUUCAACCAGUGUUAUAG